AUGACCGAUCUAACCACCAUAUCAGAUCUUACUCUAACCGAAGGAGAAGUUCGUUAUGUACUUCAAAAUCUUGACGAAGAGAAAGCAACUGGUCCUGACAAAAUCCCAGCAGUAUUAUUAAAAAACUGCGCGGCUAGUAUAGCUCCGUCAUUAUGUGAACUUUUCAACAAAAGUUUAUCGUCUGGUCAACUUCCGUCAGAAUGGAAGUUGUCUAAUGUUUGUCCAAUCCCAAAGAAAAGUCCACUUCAUGAAGUUUCCAAUUAUAGACCAAUUUCACUUCUGUCGUUAGUCUCGAAGGUAUUUGAACGUUGCAUGUACAAUAGACUUAUAGAUCAUAUCUCCAGCAAACUGAAUGAGUUACAGUAUGGUUUUCAAAGAGGCAAGUCUACCACUUCCCAGCUUUUACACGUUCUUCACAACAUUCAUGAAAUGCUUGAAAAAAGAUGCCAAGUUGACACGAUUUACCUCGACUUUGCGAAAGCAUUUGACAAAGUAAGUCAUGACCUUUUACUUGUGAAACUCCACAACUUUGGCAUCAAAGGUAAUCUUCUUCGUUGGUUCAAAGAUUAUCUUUCCGGGCGUUUUCAAAGAGUCACUGUACAUGGUGUUACAUCUCAGCCGCUCCCAGUACUAUCCGGCGUUCCCCAAGGAUCAAUUCUUGGACCAAUCCUCUUUCUUAUCUACGUAAACGAUCUUCCCGAUAGCGUCUCCCAAGAUACUGCCGUGUCAAUGUUUGCUGAUGAUACUAAAUGUCAUCGCGCUGUUCGUAACCCCCAAGACAGAGAAAUCCUACAAUCAGAUCUUAACAAUAUUACGAACUGGUGUCAAGACUGGAGGAUGGAUUUAAAUAAAUCCAAGUGCGGAGUUCUUCAAUUUACUCGUUGUCUCCAACCUACUAUCAACCAGUACACAUUAGCUGACAUCCCAGUCAAACCUUUAACCUGUGUAAAAGAUCUUGGCGUAAGUAUCACCAAAGAUAUGAAGUGGAACCAGCACGUGCAGGACUUAUCCUCAAAAGCUAACAAAAUGCUGGGUUUUGUCAAGAGAACAGCGUCCGGCAUUCACGAUAAAAGAGUUCGAAAGAUACUGUACUUGACCAUCGUUCGAAGCCAGCUAGCUUACAGUAGUCAAGUGUGGGCACCCCAAACUGUCAACAACAUCCUAACGAUCGAACGGUUGCAGCGACGUGCAUCAAAAUUUAUUCUUUCGCUCCCGUACAAAACAUCUAUCCCGUAUAAGAAACGAUUGGCUACCAUCGAAAUCCUCCCUCUAUGUUACUGGCAUGAGUAUUUAGAUAUGGUGUAUCUUCACAAAUGCCUUAUAAAUAACUCUGACAAUAACAUAUCUAUAAAGAUCCCUACACGAGAAACAAGAAAUACUAGUUCAACUAACGGCAUCCUACUUCAUGUAACCAAAAGUAAAACUGUUUCUUUUCAAAACAGCUUUUACAUCAGAGCUGCUAAUGUAUGGAACACGCUUCCCGGCUUCAUAAGAAAUACCACCACAUCUCUAACUACAUUUAAAUGUAAUCUAAUGAAAUACUACGUAGAAUUAACCCAACAAAUUUAUGACCCUGAAGAUCCAAGAACAUUUAAGUCUGUGUGUAUUAAAUGUCACACCACUCGCCCACUAAUGAACUUAUCAACUCGAACAUGUUGCUAAAUUUAGUUUUUGUUCGUUUGUUCGUCAAUACGUUUGCUUUGUCUUCUUGUAUUUGUGUUUAAUUGUUAUGUUUGCUUUAACUUCAAAAUAAUUAGAUAUACCAUUAGUUGUUCUUUUUUGGAACCCCGUUAUUGGAGAACUAUCUCUGUGUGGAAAUUCCAGUCAUUUGUAACCAUAGUACUCUAUAUAGAUCUAUUGCAAUGGCAAACAUGUAAAAUAAAAUAAAAUAAAUAAAAUAAAUAAACAUGUAAAAAAGAACAAAAUCAAUGUUUUCAUCAUAUGGAGUAACCUUAAUUUAGGCACAUGUGUUCAUUAUUUAAACUAUUGAGUGAGUAUUAACCUUUAAGUUCUAAUAUAAUCUUGUCUUACCUGUGAGGUUUGACGAAGUGGAAGACCAUGUGUGUGUGUGUUAGUACGCUACCGCCAGGCGAUUUGAUACAUUUCUUGCCCUUGCCAUCAUUCACGUUUGCAACUUGUGAUUCAACGUAUAUGCCUUUUUGAAGGACUACUGUCAACCAAAUAUCAACAAAAAUAUAGGAAGUAGGAUAGAUACGUGUUAACCCUAACAUGUAAAAUGCCAUUUACUAGUUACAUCAUCCUGUUCAAAGUCUGAAACUUUUAAAUUUUUUGACGCGCACUCCCCAACUUCAACUGCACGAAGUCCAAGGAAUUAAAAGAUGAAAAGUUUAAAAUUAAUAAUCCAAGUCACUGCACAAGCGUGUUACCGACAACAAAACAUUGUCACUAACCAGUCACAUUGAUGACAUCAUCCUGUUCAAAGUCUGAUACUUCUAAUUUUUUUGGCUCACACUCCACUAACAGGUACGCACCACCUGGAAAUUGUCCGCAAAAAUCAAUGUUGACUGUGCAUGUUUCUGGAGGUAGAGCCGUUAUAUGUAAUGGUUCUGGGUGA
This is a messenger RNA of Paramuricea clavata, 2575 nucleotides long. The record is from the annotation of a GenBank genome assembly. Lineage: Eukaryota; Metazoa; Cnidaria; Anthozoa; Malacalcyonacea; Plexauridae.